Molecule: messenger RNA, 1032 nt
Organism: Talaromyces marneffei
Lineage: Eukaryota; Fungi; Ascomycota; Eurotiomycetes; Eurotiales; Trichocomaceae
Exons: 4
Coding region: 1-1032 (343 amino acids)
Cellular component (GO): cytoplasm
Source: RefSeq, a predicted model, not a curated record
AUGCCUAGCAAGCUUCGCCCGCUCGGAAAGAAUGGUCCUCUCGUACCUGCCCUAGGCUUUGGCUUAAUGGGAAUGUCCCAGCAUCACUAUGGAGCGAUUCCAAGUGACGAGGAGCGGUUUGUCCUGCUUGAUCAAGCGGUUGAGAUAGGGGCAACCUUCUGGGAUACUGCCGACCAAUAUGGCGACAACGAGGAGCUUCUUGGUAAAUGGUUCAAGAGAACUGGCAAAAGAGAUCAGAUAUUCCUUGCAACGAAGUUUGGUUAUGUGGAACAUAGCGAAACAUUCGAGACUGAUAGUUCGGCCGCGUAUUGCAAGAAGGCCUGCUCCAAGAGUCUGGAGAGACUCGGUGUGGACACCAUCGACUUGUACUACUUACACAGUGCCAAUUACGAGACACCAAUUGAAGAAACCAUGCGUGCCUUGGUUGAACUUCAAGUCGAAGGCAAAAUCAAACACAUCGGCUUGUCCAUGAUAACCUCCGCCACCCUCCGCCGAGCAUGCAAGAUCGCGACCAUCGCUGCCGUACAAACAGAGUACUCAGUCUUCUCACGCGAAAUUGAGGGAACAGCCGGAACCGACCUCCUAGCCACCUGCCGUGAACUCGGCGUCGCGGUAGUCGUCGCAACACCGUUAGGACGAGGCCUGAUCACGGACGCCUUCAGCAAAGGAGAAGCAAUCACCGAUGGUCCAGACAUCAGACCAGCCAUAAUUCCACGAUUCAUGGCGGAAAAUGCACCCACAAAUACAGACACCGUCAACAAGUUCAAGAUAUUUGCUGACAAGAAGGGUUGUACUAUCGCACAGCUUGCUCUUGCGUGGCUGUUGAGGCGAGGAGAUGAUAUUUUCCCUAUCCCGGGUACGAAGAAGAUCAAGUAUCUUGUAGAGAACUGGGCUGCUCAAGAUGUUUCUCUUUCCGAUGAGGAAGAGGCUGAGAUUGAUACAUUCCUUGACUCUGCUACUAUCUUGGGUGGUACUGUUCCGCCUCAGUUUGCAUCUUAUAUUUUCAAGGAUACUAGAGAAGAGUUUGCCUGA